Molecule: messenger RNA, 225 nt
Organism: Brenthis ino (lesser marbled fritillary)
Lineage: Eukaryota; Metazoa; Arthropoda; Insecta; Lepidoptera; Nymphalidae
Source: the annotation of a GenBank genome assembly
AUGCGUCACAGGAAACCAGUGCACAAGUGUACGAGCAGACUCAAGUGUACUCUCUAUUCCUGUCACUCUCAUACUCCGAUGGGACGACUGUUCGACACGACCAGUGAGAGUGAAGGCGCAGGACCGAUGGCUUUACGUGCUCUCCGUGGCACGGAGGUGAAACACCGCCAAUUUCCCAACUCCGCUGCUGCUAAUGAGGCUUCCUAUACAGAAAGACUCAAUAAC